Molecule: messenger RNA, 509 nt
Organism: Plectropomus leopardus (leopard coralgrouper)
Lineage: Eukaryota; Metazoa; Chordata; Actinopteri; Perciformes; Serranidae
Source: RefSeq, a predicted model, not a curated record
AUCAGGUCCCUGUUGGACAGGGACAUCUCGGUGUCCUCUGAGUCUGUCCGUCUCCUGGCUGAUCAGUCUCUGAUUCAUCUGAACUGGUUCAGCAGUCAAACCAGGAGGCUGCUGCUGGUGGAAGAUCUGGUGGAUUCUCUGAAGCUGGCCGGUGUCAUGUGGAUGAUGACGUACGUGGGAGCGAUCUUUAACGGAGUCACUAUCCUGAUCCUUGCUGACAUCAUCUUCUUCACCACGCCCCUCAUCUACCAGAAGAAAAAGGUAAACACAGAACCCUGUGGCGUUCUUUAUGAACUCUCUUGGUGUUCUUCUUGAAUUCUCUUGUUGUUCUCUAUGAACUCUUGAUGUUCUUUAUGAACUCUUACAGUUCUUUUCAAAAUCUUUUGAUGUUCUUGAUGAACUCUCGAUGUUCUUCUUAAACUCUCUCGAUGUUCUUGAUGAACUCCCUCGAUGUUCUUGAUGAACUCUCUCGAUGUUCUUGAUGAACUCUCUUGAUGUUCUUUAUGAAC